Caretta caretta (loggerhead turtle) is the source of this 1032-nucleotide messenger RNA. Its product is annotated as olfactory receptor 52R1-like. Gene Ontology annotation, biological process: G protein-coupled receptor signaling pathway. NCBI's taxonomy places the organism in Eukaryota, Metazoa, Chordata, Testudines, Cheloniidae. The record is from RefSeq and is a predicted model, not a curated record. Gene Ontology annotation, cellular component: plasma membrane. Gene Ontology annotation, molecular function: olfactory receptor activity; G protein-coupled receptor activity.
GCAUAUACAGAAAGUCAGGGGAACAUACAGUACAUGCAGGAGACACCAGUCUGCCUCAGAGUUACACACCUUCUCCUCUACUUCAUGCCAGAUUCCAACACAACCAACUUCACCAACCCCUCCACCUUCAUCCUGCUGGGCAUUCCUGGCCUGGAGGCAGCCCAUGUCUGGAUCUCCAUCCCCUUCUGCACCAUGUACAUCAUAGCCAUCUUAGGGAACGUCACCAUCCUGUUCGUCGUGAAGAGGGAGCCGAGCCUCCAUGGGCCCAUGUACUAUUUCCUCUGCAUGCUGGCCGUCACCGACCUGGUCCUGUCUACGUCCAUCCUGCCCAAAACACUGAGUAUCUUCUGGUUUAAUUCCAGGGAGAUAGAUUUCAGUGCCUGCCUCACCCAGAUGUAUUUCAUUCACUGCUUCUUAGUGGUGGAGUCUGGGAUGUUCGUGGCUAUGGCUUUUGAUCGCUACGUGGCCAUCUGCAAUCCCCUGAGACAUUCUACCACCCUUACAAACCCUGUGGUGGCCAAGAUCAGCCUGGCUAUGGUGUUGCGUGGUUGCAUGUUCAUAUUGCCCUAUCUCUUCCUGGCGAGGCAAUGGCCAUAUUGCAGAACCAACAUUAUCCCCCACACGCACUGUGAGCACAUGGCCGUGGUGAAGUUGGCCUGUGCAGACACUCACGUCAGUAAUUACUACGGCCUCUUUGUGCUAUUCUGUGUGAAGGGUAUGGAUAUAAUUUUUAUCUUCCUGUCUUAUAUCCAGAUCCUCAGGAGCAUCUUCAGCCUCCCCACAAAGGACGCUCGGCUCAAGGCUUUUGGGACCUGUGGCUCCCACCUCUGUGCCAUUUUUACCUUUUACAUCUCAUCUCUCUUCUCCUCUCUCAACCACCGGUAUGGACACAAUGUGGCCCUGCAUUUCCACGUUUUCAUGGCCAACGUGUACCUCCUGGUGCCCCCCAUGCUAAACCCCAUCAUCUACGGGGUGAGGACCAAGCAGAUCCGGGACAGACUGCUCCAUCUCGUUACUCAUAAAGGGACCUAA